UUCAAUUGUUCUCUUUUUCAUUCAAUGUUUGUUAUUUAAUUCUGUUGUGUCAGUAAAAGGAAAUGGCUCACUUGGUCAAAAUUUACUGCAUUUUUUUGUUUUUGAUAAAAGCAGUCAAGCGAAGCAUCUUAAAUUGCAUGCGUUUUAUUUCCGUUUGUUCCAUUUCAGCUAAGUUAAUAUUCAGUUGUUUUGUUUUCACGAACAAAAUAUUUGCCUUGUGAAAUCUUCGUGAAAACUUAUUUAGGGUUCAGAAAAUGAUUCCCAAACACAUAAUUUAUUCCCAAAUCUUCAUCAUUUUCUCAGAAACUCUGUUUGCUUUAACGUGAACUGAUCUUACCAUUAAACAUUUCAACCCCAAGUAUUAUUCUAUGGGCUUGCAGAGUUGAGGGCUUUCAUAUAUUCUCGCUUCUUUUACUAUCCAAAUCAUAGUUUGCCAUGGUGUGCGAUUUAGUAGAAGUUAGCUAUACGUAUAGUAGCAACCGUGGUUACUCUAUACCAUAUUUCUUUUCUGCGUAUUGACUUCAAUAGUUUUAUAGGUCGAUGUUAUUGUUGAAGUUUCUUUACCAUUCGAUUUGAGCAAGUUAAUUCCUAUUCACUUUGGGAACCUCAAACUUCAACCGUUUGGCUAAAAUAAAAGAAAAACUUCAUGCUAAAAAACAUCAAUAGAUUGAAUUGAAUACUGUCUAAAAAUAGUCAAUAGUUUCUAUAUUGGUUUCCAAUCAAGACUCAGCCAGUAUUAAAAACGACCAUAUAUUUAACAUACACCGUAAUCUCUCUUCAAAUUAAAAACACGUUAUUCAUUUUUUUAUUUGCUUAAAAAACAAUUGUGUACAGACAGACAGACAGGUAUAUUGCAGUCAAAGGUACUACCAGUGGUGCUACAAUCAAUACACCUUUUUUCCUCUUCGCCUUAGAGUCAAAUCAUGUCUGAAAGCAACCAUGGUCCAGAAUGGGUGUUUGAGGAGGCCUCCAGACUCAUAGAGGAGGGCGUGGUCAAGGUGGACCAUUUUGAGAACAUCUACAGACUGCCCAAGAAAUUCGAGGGGUCGCCCAACUGGAGACAGGCUAGGGGGGGCUACAACGUGGUGGGCUCAGGUCAGUCCACGGUAGAGGGUCUCAAGUCCAUCCUCAAAUUCUACACGGGCGAACUGGGAUGGAAGAAGGUCAUCUUCGUCAACAUGCGCUCCGAGCCAGUCAUCUAUGCCAACAACUUCUCGUACGGGCCAAGGAACCCACACAACUUGAAUGAAAAUAUUGAACUUAAUGGUCUGAACACUUCGGACGUGGAGCGACUGCAGUUGAUUCUGGUAAACACUCUGAAGAAAAACGCCAAGGAGUCUUCCAAUGGAUUUGUGUACCACAAAGACACCUACGCAGAGGUGCCGGAAGAUAGGAAAGACUACGUGUGUUCUGAGCCAUGUGACAUAAAGAAUAUCCUGAGUGUGACUGAAGUGUAUUCGAAGAUGAAGGAGGACUUUGAGGCACUCGACAUCCUCUUCUUCAGACUCCCAGUCAACGACGAGAGGGUUCCCAACUUAGAAGACUUUGACCGACUGGUGAACUACCUGAAGGGAGAACUGAGUGUGACCACUGGCAUGCACUUCAACUGCCAGAUGGGCAAGGGCAGGACCACCACUGGAAUGGUUCUGGCAUGUCUCAUCACUGCCAAGGUCCUACAACAGUCCAUAGGACAGGACCAGUCAGGUGCUAACGGGGACUCUUCUGUGGCGACUGCGGGGGGAGGAGUGGGCGUGAACAAACCAGGCACCCUUGAGAACGGGGAGUUCCAGAUCAUCUUGGACUUGUGUGCUGCUCUCUCGUCUGGCAAGACAAUGAAGGCCGAAAUGGACUUCAUCAUAGAUGCAUGCGAUCACAUGCAGAACCUCAGAAAAUGUAUCUGGGAAACAAAA
Symsagittifera roscoffensis is the source of this 1910-nucleotide messenger RNA. RefSeq names its product paladin-like. Lineage: Eukaryota; Metazoa; Xenacoelomorpha; Acoela; Convolutidae. Gene Ontology annotation, cellular component: cytoplasm. The record is from RefSeq and is a predicted model, not a curated record. Gene Ontology annotation, molecular function: protein tyrosine phosphatase activity.